This is a messenger RNA of Syzygium oleosum, 2184 nucleotides long. Its product is annotated as D-ribulose kinase. Gene Ontology annotation, molecular function: D-xylulokinase activity. Gene Ontology annotation, cellular component: cytosol. The record is from RefSeq and is a predicted model, not a curated record. Gene Ontology annotation, biological process: xylulose metabolic process. The transcript has 9 exons. The coding region runs from base 547 to 1944 and encodes 465 amino acids. Lineage: Eukaryota; Viridiplantae; Streptophyta; Magnoliopsida; Myrtales; Myrtaceae.
UGUGUUGCUUUAAUCUUUGUACAUGUUGCUGUUUUCCCCUGUUAAUGAUGUCCUGUUUUUAUCUUUCUUCUUCUCUUUUUGUUUUUUGGGUAGUGAAAAUGAUGGGUCCGUUAAUAGGAUUACCAUCCAUUUCAUGUGGCGUCGUUUGGCCUUUAUCCUUGUAGUAGUCACUGCAAGAGCCGAGGUUCACGAUGUCCUGCUCCCUCUCCAACUAUCCUCCAUGCUUUUCCUCUACGCUGCGAUCGCCCUCAGUUCAUGGUCUCUCUCUCUCUCGGUGACACUCACGCGAUUUAGCAAUCAAGUGCAGAUGCUUGUGAAUUUCGCCAUGUCCAACAUACUGAUCAUUUUGCACUGUUUCGGGUGGGGGCAAUGCGUGCCCCACGCUGAAUUGAUGACCCGUGUGAAAAUUGUUCCUGCUGCUUUUACUUCAUGUCUGUUUACUGUGCCUCUAGUUUUCGGCCCGGUCCCGUGUUUGCCAUUGUCAGUGCCGCCGCUAGUUUCUUCCUUUCUUUAUUUUUACCCCCGUAGAGAUUAGAGAAUAAUUGCAUGAGUGUUUGUUGCCCAAAGACGCUGGUUUCAAGAAAUGGGUUGUUUAAUUCUGCAACUAAAACUAAACCAAGAAGAGGAAUGACUGCUCGCGGAAGCAUUGGAAUGAACCCAGAAAUUGGUGAAAGGCUGUAUCUUGGUAUGGAUUUUGGUACUUCAGGAGCCAGAUUUGCUCUUAUAGACAAGCAAGGCAAUAUCCAUGCUGAAGGAAAAAGGGAGUACCCUGAAUACAUGAGCGGAGACGCAAGGGAUUGGGUUUCCUCGUGGAAAGUUACUCUUUUCUCUCUCCUGGAAGACAUUCCGGUGCAUCUACGCUCACUCAUUUCUUCUAUGUCGGUAGAUGGAACUUCUGCAACCACUAUGAUAAUUGACAGCAAAUCUGGUGAUACACUCGGAAGACCUUUCCUUUAUAAUGAAAGCUGUCCCGAUGCUUUACCAAUUGUGAAGUCCAUCGCUCCAGAAAACCACACAGUCUGCUCUGGUUCAUCUACACUGUGCAAGCUUGUGUCAUGGUGGAACUCCAACGAUACCGAUAAAGGAUCUGUGGUUCUAAUGCAUCAGGCAGAUUGGUUAUUGUGGCUUCUGCAUGGCAAGCUGGGAGUUUCUGACUAUAAUAACGCAUUGAAAGUUGGUUAUGAUCCAGAACUUGAGACCUACCCUUCUUGGCUGCAGUCUCAGCCAUAUUCUAAUGCUCUGCCUUCUGUUAUAGCUCCAGGAAAACCAAUUGGUCAUUUGAAAGAGGACAUUGCUCAAAAACACGGUUUUUCAAAUGAUUGCGUAGUGUGUACAGGGACUACUGAUAGUAUAGCCGCAUUUCUUGCUGCAAGGGCAACACAACCUGGAAAAGCUGUGACUUCAUUGGGUUCAACACUUGCUAUUAAAUUGCUGAGCACCCGGAGGAUUGAGGAUGCGCGGUAUGGGGUUUAUAGCCAUCGCCUUGAUGAUAAAUGGCUUGUUGGAGGCGCUUCAAAUACUGGCGGAGCUGUUUUGAGACAAAUCUUUACUGAUGAGCAAUUAGAGAAAUUGAGUGAGCAGAUAGAUCCAUCGGAAGCAUCACCUCUAGAUUAUUACCCUCUUCAAACUGCUGGCGAAAGGUUUCCUGUGGCAGAUCCUAAUAUGAUGCCCAGGUUACUUCCACGCCCAGAAAGCAAUGUUCAAUACUUGCAUGGCAUUCUAGAAUCUAUUGCGCGUAUCGAGGGAAAGGCGUAUAGCUUGCUGAAGGAUCUGGGGGCGACUCCGGUGGAAGAAGUGUUCACAGCUGGAGGUGGCUCGAAAAACGAGAAAUGGAUAAAGAUACGCGAGAGAGUGCUCGGCGUACCCGUGAGCCGGGCCAUCCAGACGGAGGCCGCGUACGGAGCCGCCUUAUUGGCUUUGAAGGGUAUGGAGGGAAACAUAUAGCCAAAGCAUCAAACUAGCAACAGCAGGACAGAACCGGGAACUAAGAAAAACACUCAAAAUCACCUGUAAAGCUCACUUUCACGAGCGAAUUCAAUUUGUUGUGGUUAAGAAGUUGAGAAUUUGCAAAUACCAUAAGAGGCUUCAAUUACAGCAUGAGUACUUAAAGGUUGUGAUACCAGGAUGUUGGCUUGUUCUCUCUAGAUUUUUUGUCUUCCUUGGUGGGGACCGCAGCGUUUUGCC